CCCAUCGAUCGCGCUCAGGAGAGCGGGUGCUAUAACUCCGUAGGCGAAACAGGCGCACAGGAGAUCCGCACAACACAGGUGCCAAUGGAUGCUCUCCACUCAUGGAUUUGUCGAUCGCGAUCUGUCUGACAGGAAAUCUAUGACCCCGGACGACGUUAUCGGGGGGUCAUAUACGAUUGUCGCGCACGGCAUGGACACUGAACAACGCUAGUUCGAUGGCGGCCUUGCUGCAUAUCACAAAGCGUAUGGGUCGUGAUCCGAUCGAAAGGCUGUAUACUCGUAGCCGGCCAUCAAUCUUCGAUGUCGGGACGAAACGCCUCAAUAUUUGCGCAUGUACCAGUUUCCAUAUCCUCCGAAUGCGAAAGGAUUCUUCAGAAUCGUUUAGUGGUGGACUCGGCCCGCAACUUGGCGGCAGCAGAUGUAGAUGGUCUGUCUGACGCUCCAUGGAUUCCUUCUGGUAUCUUUACCCACUCAAUAUGCGCGACGUUUUGACCUUAUCCGACGAACACGCGCAAUCGCUCCGGCGGUGCAUCCGCACCGACGCCUCAGGUGUCUCGCAGUGUGGGUUUUGCCCGCUGGGUAUGCCGCAUCGCUAAAAAUCGCGGCGUGCAAGGCGCUGGAGCCUCACCCACUCUGCGAAGCUUGGCCACCUGCUGCUAUGAUCGCCCCUGUAGCCCAGAUUAUUCCUCUCGGGCGCUUCGAUGCAACCAAUCCGACUAACAACAUUAUCACCAAUACUGGAUGGCUCAUCGACACCGUCCUCGACGAAGGCAAACUGGAACGGGCGUGGUCGCGGUUGAAUGCCGUCUGGCCCAUAUUGUCCGCGAGGCUCAAGACCAACAAUCUUACAGGAGAACUGGAAUUUCACGUACCCGAGCAGUCCGCGCUCAACUCGGCGUACGGAUUCACAACGCCUACGGAAGUCAUCUCGUGCAUGCCCAUCGACUUACCCGAGCACCACUACACCCAUCCCUCCCGCUGUUCCCACAAGGCCCUGCUGAACAAGGACGUCCCAGUGGCUGCAAUUCAUGUUACCCGCUUCGAUGACGCGACCGCCAUUGGACUAUCCAUCUCGCACGCCCUGGUCGACGGUGGCGGCAGGAAGAAGGUCAUGUCCGCAUUCCUCAGCAUACUUCGGGGCGAGGAGGUAGCCCCGUUGGCCACGCACGACGCGUUCAUCACGGUAUUCGGCUUCUUUCAUUGGGUGGUUUUCAUUCUUGCCACCGUGUGGGAAUGGCUCCGCUGCCCUAGAGGCGGCUAUCGCGUCAUCUACAUCCCGGCCAAGGAAACUGCACGACUAAAAGAUCAAGCGAUGGCAGAUAUCGCUUCCGAGUGUCCUGGAGAGGAGAAAGCCUGGGUCAGCACGAGCGAUGCGGUCGUUGCCUUCAUCCUCAAGUGCAUGUUCGCGUCCGAGAGGAGACAUAAACCGCUGGGCAUCGCUUACAUGGCCAAUGUCCGCAAAUACUUGCCCUCCGUUAUUCCACCCACCUAUAUCCGCAAUGCCAACAUGGUCGUGCCGAUGUCGAUUGCCGACGCCUCGUCGAUAUCCUCCGCGUCGCUCGGCUCCCUCGCGCUCGUCGUCCGACGCACGCUCCAGUCGCGGAUACAGCCUGCCGCCGUGGACCAGUACGUCCAGUGGCGCCUCGCGCGCCCCAAUGACAUGCCGAUGUUCACCGAGCCCAAUGGCCUGUGGGCGGCGUUCACAAAUUGGCGCGAGAUGGGCUACCUCCACUUCGAUUGGUCGCCGGCGGCGCUCAACCCCGGCACACGGAAGGCCAAGUGCUUGUAUCUGCACUCGUUCGGGCACACCAGGGUGAAGCUCCGGAACUCUUUCAUCGUUGGUCCCGACGAUCCGUCUGGUGGGAUAUGGGUCCUGGGUACGUUGUCGGAAGCCCAAUGGGAAGACCAGAAUGGAUUCGGUAAAUACGCGCGCUGA
Messenger RNA from Punctularia strigosozonata HHB-11173 SS5, 1936 nucleotides. RefSeq lists its product as uncharacterized. Lineage: Eukaryota; Fungi; Basidiomycota; Agaricomycetes; Corticiales; Punctulariaceae. The record is from RefSeq and is a predicted model, not a curated record. Bases 425 to 1936 code for a protein of 503 amino acids. The transcript has 10 exons.